Molecule: messenger RNA, 201 nt
Organism: Rotaria sordida
Lineage: Eukaryota; Metazoa; Rotifera; Eurotatoria; Philodinida; Philodinidae
Source: the annotation of a GenBank genome assembly
AUGGGAAAUGCAAAUCCCACAAAAAAUUCUAAUGAUAUAAUUAGUCAAUCUUCUCGUUGUUCAAGUCAGUCAACAACAACACAUACAGAUGAUGAUCAAUAUGAAGUUAUAAAUCAAUUAUCAUCAAAUAAUAGUCAAACAUCUACGAAAAUAAAAGCAACAUCGAGUUCUGAAAUGGUUUCAUCAGUAACAUUACUUUAA